AUGCUUCUUCUCGCUGAGUCAAGCCGUAAAAAAAAAAAUCAAUCCUUCCUCCGGGUUUCAAUUCCUGUAGACUUUUCAAAAGGCGAUACAUUUCUAUCUAUCUAUCUCUCUAUCUAUCUAUCUAUCGAUAAUAUUCAUAUCAAUUUAUCUAUUUAUCAUAUUCAUAUCUAUCUAAAAUAUUCGUCCAUUUUAUAUCUAUCAUAUUCAUAUCUAUCUAUCUAUCUAUCUAUCUAUCUAUCUAUCUAUCUAUCUAUCAUAUACAUAUCUAUAUAUCUAUCAUAUUCAUAUCUAUCUUAUUCAUAUCUAUCUAUCUCUUCUUUUUUGUCUCUAUCUAUCGAUCUAUUUAUCAUAUUCAUAUCAAUCUAUCGAUUGAUCUAUCUAUCUCUUCAUAUUCAUAUCUAUCUCUCAAUCUAUAAUAUUUCUAAUAAUCUAUCGUAUUCAUAUCUAUCUCUUCAUAUGCAUAUCUAUCUAUCGAUUGAUCUUUCUAUCUCUUCAUAUUUAUAUCUAUCUAUCGAUCGAUCUUUAUAUCUAUCUUUUCAUAUUCAUAUUCAUAUCUAUCUAUCUAUCUUUUCAUAUUCAUAUUCAUAUUCAUAUCUAUCUAUCUACCACCUUUCUCUUCACAUCCAUAUCUAUCUAUCUAUCUAUCUAUCUCUUCAUAUUCAUAUCUAUCUAUCUAUCUAUCUAUCUCUUCAUAUUCAUAUCUAUCUAUCUAUCUAUCUAUCUAUCUAUCUAUCUCUUCACAUCCAUAUCUAUCUAUCUCUUCAUAUUCAUAUCUAUCUCUUCAUAUUUAUAUCUAUCUAUCUAUCUCUUCAUAUUCAUAUCUAUCUACCUCUUCAUAUUCAUAUCUAUCUAUCUAUCUAUCUAUCUAUCUAUCUCUUCACAUCCAUAUCUAUCUAUCUAUCUCUUCAUAUUCAUAUUCAUAUCUAUCUCUUCAUAUUCACAUCUAUCUAUCUAUCUCUUCAUAUUCAUAUCUAUCUACCUCUUCAUAUUCAUAUCUAUCUAUCUAUCUAUCUAUCUAUCUCUUCAUAUUCAUAUUCAUAUCUAUCUCUUCAUAUUCACAUCUAUCUAUCUAUCUAUCUAUCUAUCUAUCUAUCUAUCUAUCUAUCUAUCUAUCUAUCUAUCCAAUUUCGUUUAUUGCACCGAUUAUCCUUAUCAUUUUCUUUAAAGAUUUCUCACUGGACGCUGACCUUUCUUUCUUUCUUUCUUUCUUUCUUUCUUUCUUUCUUUCUUUCUUUCUUUCUUACCCUCCCCCCUCUGGCCAUGUGCACCAAAUAA
This is a messenger RNA of Acanthosepion pharaonis, 1275 nucleotides long. The record is from the annotation of a GenBank genome assembly. Lineage: Eukaryota; Metazoa; Mollusca; Cephalopoda; Sepiida; Sepiidae.